Glossina fuscipes is the source of this 3106-nucleotide messenger RNA. RefSeq names its product glucose-6-phosphate 1-epimerase. Bases 1924 to 2814 code for a protein of 296 amino acids. Gene Ontology annotation, molecular function: carbohydrate binding; isomerase activity. Gene Ontology annotation, biological process: carbohydrate metabolic process. The transcript has 8 exons. The record is from RefSeq and is a predicted model, not a curated record. Lineage: Eukaryota; Metazoa; Arthropoda; Insecta; Diptera; Glossinidae.
AACGCCGCGCAGCUGUUUUUAUGAAUACUUACGUCUAUUUAGAAAAAAUAUGAACAAAGAACAAGAAAAGCAAAGCGUAGACGUAGAAAAAUAUAUAUAUACAUACAUGCAUAAGUGCAUAUAUAAAAUUUCCUAAGCUUCAAGAAAUACAAUGAUACGAAAUUCAAAAAAUUUCAUUGAAAAUUGAAAACUGUGCAAAUAUUUUUUAAAUUAAAGAAAAUAUAUUAAAAAGCGGAUAGGCCUAGGUUUUUAUUAAAUAAAUUUAGUGAUUUUGUAAUUAUAUGCACAUAUUUUGCUCGCGAAACUUCCUGCCUUUUAUUAAGCUGAAGUGUAGAAGUAUAUUUCAAAAGAUCACGAAUUAGUGACUUAAAGUAUACAGCCUCUAUUGUCUUGGGUGAGUUGGUGGACAGAUUGUAUGUAUGCGCCUAUCACGACGUAGUGUUUGUGUUUGUUUUGUGCUUGUGUAGCGGAAUUUGCAUUGGGAGCGCAAAGUAAAGAUUACCCCCUUGUAAACAGAUUUCAGCAGCAACCGUUAACUUUAGAAAACGAUUUUUCAAAUUAGUUGAAAAGUUCUAAAAAGAGCACUUUAUAGAACCCUUACUGUGUUAAGCUGAAUCAUUAAACAUGGGCGAUUUUUAAAAAAAGAACUGUUAAAGAGAAAGAACAAAAUAGGUAGAGCAGAAGAUCCCGCGUCCAUUAAAGUCGAAGUACUUUAGUGAACCUCAAAGGAUUUCCUUAGGAAAAGCGGAAUUCCCUCAAUUUAUAAACAAAAGACCAGUAGAUUUAAUUUAUCCACAAUAUCUUUAAUAAAGCUGCAGAAGGAUUCCUUAUUCGACCAGGCAUUGGCAGCAUGUACUCUUUCUUGUUCUUUUUCCACAGCUGAUGCUACUUUCACAUCUAGAUUUGAAACCCCUUUAUGGAAAUUAAUAAAGCUGCGGUUCGCUGCGCACCGUAACAUCCAAAUGGCAUUUUGUUCCAAUAAUAUUGUAAUAUUGUAUAUAAUCGUAAUCAGAGAUCAUCUUUGCUUAACUGAAACUUAACCAACUUCCGUAAGCUGCCGUAAGCGAAAAAAUAUCUGAAAGAACAAUUUGUUGUUAAACCAUUUAUCUUCAUUAGAUCAAGGUGUACUUGAAAAUUUCUGCCAAACUUUAUCUGGCUCUCUGUCUACGAAGAUUUUUUGCUAGAACUGCUGCAUUAGUUGAAUCAAUUCACCUUUGCUGAAAUUUAAUAAUGGCUCGACUCUUGUGAGAGAUCCGGCAGUUUUGAUUUUUCGGAAAGUCUUUAUAAAUAAUUUAUGAUACACAUACAGGAUGUAAAGAUUACCCGCAGCCAUGAACAGGCGCAGAACAUAAGCAAAGUUAUUAAGCUAUAAAAAUUUAGAAAGGCUCAGGAAUAAUUAUGUGUUCAAAUUGUCCGUAUGUAAAAGCUCGUGAGUAAAAGUUCGUAUUCGCCAAGUCCAAGGCGUGUAACGUAAUUUUCCACUUCAACGACAAAAGGAAACAAAUAAAACAUUGACUAUUUUAUCGCCUAAAGAGCUAAUGACAAGCGCAAAGAAAAUUUAUCAUCCACAACAAACUAAACUAUUCAUUGUCUUUAAACAUAUGUUCAUAUAAUUGCAAAUUUACUGCUUGUGUGAUAAACUCCAGUCUUCCAAGGUGAACUAGUCGCGCUUUUGGUAAGCAGGCAAUUCUAAGAUUAAAGUUUUUGCCAGUUGGAUUAUUCAAUUUAAAUUUAUUUGGUUGAAAGCAAAAAUAAAUAAACAAUCAAAAAAAAAGGCACGCCAAAUAAGUGUCUGUUGCAUUUUUGUUAUUUUAAUUGCGGGCUUAGUUGCGCGCGCAUAAUUUUCUUUUACGGACCUUUAACAAAAAAUCCGUCACUUUGCCGCGCGGUCGACGUCCUACCGUUCUUGCGAACAGUGGGGUAAUGGCAGCGACGGGAGGCGCAGCAGCUACGAGCGUUGUUGUUUUGGAUCGUGGCAAUAAUACUACGUGCACGAUUAACUUACACGGUGCGACGGUUGUAUCAUGGCGUGUAAAUAAUCAAGAACAAUUGUUUGUAAGUAAAUUGGCAUCGUUUGACGGCAAAAGGUCCAUACGUGGAGGAGUGUCAUUCGUAUUUCCUCAAUAUGGUGCCUGGUCGUUCGGAGCACAACAUGGAUUUGCCCGCAUCACACGUUGGAAUUUAGAAAGGCCUCCCGAAAGGUUGCAUAACGGUGACGUCGAGGCUAUAUUUUCCCUCAUGGAUAAUGAAUUUACUCGAUCCAUGUGGAAUUACCAAUUUCGCAUAACGUAUCGCCUAAUUUUACGUGAAAAGGAAUUACAUUUCCAUAUAGGAGUAUACAAUCCUAGUAAGGAAUUAUCGUUUACAUUCAAUUUAUUAUUGCAUACUUAUUUAAAAGUUCCUGAUGUUAGGCGCUGCCAAAUUACCGGAUUACAUGGUUGUACAUUCAUAGAUAAGACUCGUGAUGGUGCUAUUUAUCAAGAAGGUCGCGAAGUUGUCGCCGUUAAUGAAUGGACCGAUAGGAUUUAUCAACAUACACCGCAAGAACAUAUUGUAACGAAUGUAGUAUCCGGUCGUAAAAUGCGAAUACAUAAGUAUAACUUUCCCGAUACCGUAAUAUGGAACCCUUGGGUCGAUAAGGCGCGAGAAAUCACCGAUUUUGGCGAUGAUGAAUUUCCUAACAUGUUGUGUGUGGAGGCUGGUCAUGUCUCGUCACCAGUUAUAUUACUGCCAGGCACAGCUUUCGAGGCGAGCCAGAUAAUGCAAAUUAUCAUCGAGGGUAAUGUUAGCAGAAAGACUAAAAGAAACCGCUAGCGUUUAAAGAAUCGGAACCCUUUGAGGUAAACCGAUUCGCAAAAUUAAAACAAUGCCAACAACAACAAUUUUAUCACGUAUCUUUAAUCCAUAUACAUAAAAACAAAAAAUACAUACGUAUACGAAAAGUGUUGUAACGUUAAACACUAAAAUAUAUUUAAAAACAAUGCAACUUAAAAUCAUAACAUAAUCCUAAUCAAAACAGCUCAACAAUUUACAUAACGUCAAUGUAAUGAACUAUAAAAAAAAAGAAAUAUAAAAAGGAAAAAACAAAAGGUAUAAUAGGUAAAAA